Diaporthe amygdali is the source of this 936-nucleotide messenger RNA. RefSeq lists its product as uncharacterized. NCBI's taxonomy places the organism in Eukaryota, Fungi, Ascomycota, Sordariomycetes, Diaporthales, Diaporthaceae. The record is from RefSeq and is a predicted model, not a curated record. Gene Ontology annotation, molecular function: RNA binding; zinc ion binding. Gene Ontology annotation, biological process: mRNA splicing, via spliceosome. Gene Ontology annotation, cellular component: precatalytic spliceosome. Bases 1 to 936 code for a protein of 311 amino acids. The transcript has a single exon.
AUGGCCGAAUACUGGAAGUCCACUCCCAAGUAUUGGUGCAAGAAUUGCUCCGUCUACGUUCGCGACACCAAGCUUGAGCGGCAAAACCACGAAGCAACAGCCAAGCACCAGGGCGCCAUCAAACGCGCCCUGCGCGAUCUACACCGCGGCCACGAGCGGGAGGAGAGAGAGAAGGAGCGGGCAAAGAGGGAGAUCGAGCGCCUCAACGGCGUCGUCUCCUCUGAUGGCUCAGGGUCUACGUCUACUGCAAAUGCGGCUUCUUCGUCAAGACCGAGGCCUGGGGCCAGUUCCGGAGGAGGUGGUGGUGGUGGAGGAGCCGGCCCGCUGUCCGAGGCAGAGCGCAAGCGCCAGGCCGAGCAACUCGCCUCCCUCGGGGUCAGCCUCCCCGAUGAGUUCAGGAAGGACUUGGCCAUGGCGGGCGACUGGCAGGUGACCUCGACUACGAUUUUCACCGAGACAGACGAGAACAACCCGGGUGCCUCGGCGCGCGGCGUACACAAGCGUGAGCGCACAGAGGAGGAGAUUGAAGAGGAGAAGGCUAUCAAGGGCCUCUUUAAGAAACCGAGGCGCUGGGGCCGGGACUCCAGGACAGUCGCUGGGGAUGGCGACAGUGCGGAUCUGGAUGCUUUACUAAGUGGAGGCCUCGUGGUCAAAAAGCAGGAGGAAGACACAGUGAAGAAGGAGGAGGAUUCUGAGCCUGCGGCUGAACCCGUACCAGUCAAAAAGGAGGAGCAGGAACUCUCGCCAAUCAAGAAGGAGCCGUUAGACGAAGGGGUUUCGGCGCUGGCAGAGGUCGGGACAGAUACAAGCCCGAAAGCUGACCCACCUGUUCUCAAGACGGAGGAUGGCGCAAGCGCAGCUGAGUCGGCAGGAGCACAAGAUGUGCCCGCGGUGGCGUUCAAGAAGCGCAAGCCCAAAAACAUACGGCAAAAAUGA